AUGGAACUUGUAUAUCAAUAUACAAAGAGAAGAUGUGAUUUCGGGCGACAGCCUUUAUUCUGCGAACAGGGCCCGGAGAUGUGCGACAGCAUCGCGGUGACGCCGGCGGAGCACAAGCUGUACAUCCUGCGCAACCCGGUGCACCAGGCCACGCAGAACACGCCCUGCUUCUCCGAACACCACAUCAACACUAUCCGAGCUGAGUAUUCCACGACCGGCGCCAACCACGCGGAGGGCGGCUGGCCGAAGGACGUGAACAUCCUGGACCCCGAGGCCACGCAGCGCUACCGCCGCAAGAUCGAGAAAGACGACAACUACAUCCACUGCGUCAUGGCGCUCGCGCCGGGGAUGGAUCACUACGUGCUACAAAAUAAUGCAAUCGAUAUGUACCGCACGUACUAUGCCGAGAUGGGAGGAGUGGCGCCGCGAGAGCGAAACAGCGUGCGCACGGUGAACGUGUACCGCGAGGCGGCGCGCCGGCCCGUGAGCUCGGUGUCGUGGCAGCCGGAGGGCGGCCACCGGUUCGCCGUCACCUACGUCGACGUCGACUUCAACCGCAAGCCCCGCUCUCACGUCAAGUCCUACAUCUGGGACAUUGAGAACGCUAACCAUCCUGAGCUCGCUUUGACUCCACCGUGCUGCCUACUGGACCUACAGUUCAGUCCUCGUGACAUCAACAUUCUUGCCGGCGGGCUGAUGAACGGGCAAGUGGGCUACUGGGACCGGCGCGUGGGCGGCGCGGCGGUGGGCGUGUGUCCCCCACACGUCGCCCACCGCGACCUGGUGCGCAACGUGCUUUUUAUCAACUCCAAGUCUGGGAUGGAAUUCUUCUCGAGUGGGCCCGAUGGUGCCUGCAAAUGGUGGGACAUGCGCAACCUCAGCGAGUACACGGACGAGAUGAUCAUGGACGUGGUGAAGUCGUCGUUCGACGUCCAGAGCAUGGCCACGGCCAGCGGCGUCAGCUGUUUGGAGUACGAGCCCACCAUCCCCACGCGGUUUAUGGUCGGCACCGAGAAUGGCUUCGUCAUUUGCGGCAACCGGAAAGGCAAGACGCCAAUGGAGAAACUACCAGCUAAGAUCGAAGCACACAACGGGCCAGUGCUCUCUCUGGAGCGCAACCCCGGGUUCCUGAAGAACUUCCUGACGGUGGGCGACUGGACGGCGCGCGUGUGGAGCGAGGACUGCCGCGAGUCCGCUAUCAUCUUUUCCCCGCCGCAGCGCCAGCGCCUCACGGCCGGCACCUGGAGCCCCACGCGGCUCUCACUCAUGGUGCUGACGCAGUGGAACGGCGUGGUGUCGCUGUGGGACCUGCUGCGGCGCCAGCACGAGCCCGCCAUCACCAUGCAGGUGUGCGACGAGCCGCUGCUCAGGGUCUCCAUACAGGAAGCGGGUACCUUGGCAGCGAUCGGUAGUCAAAAAGGAAACAUCUAUAUGGUGGAAUUAUCUCAAAUGUUGACACAAUCCGACAAGAACGACAAGCCGCUACUAACCGCGAUGUUUGAGCGCGAAAGCAAGCGCGAGCGCAUUCUGGAGGCGCGCCUGCGCGAGAUCAGGCUGAAGAUGCGGCAGGCGGAGGAGGGCUCGCCCGUGCCCUCCACCACCGACAUGGACGCCGCCAUCGGCGACAAGGACCUGGCCGAGGCCACGCAGGACUUCAUGCAGAUCGUUAAGAAAGAGCUCGCCUCUAUGUAG
Molecule: messenger RNA, 1692 nt
Organism: Amyelois transitella
Lineage: Eukaryota; Metazoa; Arthropoda; Insecta; Lepidoptera; Pyralidae
Product: dynein intermediate chain 3, ciliary
Exons: 12
Coding region: 1-1692 (563 amino acids)
Biological process (GO): outer dynein arm assembly; cilium movement
Cellular component (GO): outer dynein arm
Molecular function (GO): dynein heavy chain binding; dynein light chain binding
Source: RefSeq, a predicted model, not a curated record